AACCUUGUAGCCCCAAAACCAAAAAAACAGAAAAAGACAACCUACCAAAACACCUAAAUUGACAUAUCUGCCACUAUGAAGAUCUGAUCCAAAGCUUCUUCAUUUAGGAAAGCAUAGUAAAACCAAAGAGAAACACCCAAAUUCACGUUUUUGAUUCUAAACAAAAAAUUUGGGGCAAAAAACCAAAGAGAAAUAAUGUCAAUGGCUGCUUUUAUUAAGCUUGAAGAUUCUCCUAUGUUCCAAAAACAAGUGAGGUCUCUUGAACAGACAACAGAUGACCUAAGAGAUAGAUGUCAAAAGCUAUACAAAGGUUGUAAGAAGUACAUGGAAGUACUCGGAGACUCACACAAUGGAGACAUCAUGUUUGCCGAAUCAUUAGAGGCAUUUGGUGGUGGUCUAGACGACCCUCUCAGUGUGUCCCUAGGAGGUCCAAUCAUAUCAAAGUUCAUCUCGGCAUUGCGUGAACUUGCUACAUACAAGGAGCUUAUCCGUUCCCAAGUAGAACAUGUGCUGGUGGAUCGCGUAAGCCAGUUUUUGUCUGUUGAUUUGCGGGAUGUAAAGGAAUCCCGUCGCCGGUUUGAUAAAGCCUCAUCCACUUAUGACCAGGCACGUGAAAGGUUUUCUUCUCUGAAGAAGAAUACCCGGGAUGAAGUUGUUACUGAACUAGAAGAAGACCUACAUAACUCAAAGUCCACUUUUGAGAGAAGCCGUUUCAAUCUAGUAAAUGCUAUCACAAAUGUUGAAGCCAAAAAGAAGUACGAGUUCUUAGAAUCCUUUAGCGCUAUUAUGGAUGCACAUCUGAGAUACUUCAAGCUGGGUUAUGACUUAUUGAGCCAGAUGGAGCCGUUCAUCCAUCAGGUUUUGACAUAUGCCCAGCAGUCGAAGGAACAGGCCAGCAUAGAACAAGAUAAACUUGCCAAAAGAAUCCAAGAGUUCAGGACACAAGCUGAGCUUGAUCAUUUGCGGGGAUCCAGUAACCUUGGUACUUCAACUAGUUCUAUAGCAUCAAAUGGUGUUGGUAUGAAUUCAGACAAAAAGAUAGACGCAAUUAUGCAGUCCAGUGCAGAAGGAGGGGUCCAAACAAUUAAGCAGGGAUAUCUUUUGAAAAGAUCUUCUAGUUUGAGGGCUGAUUGGAAGAGACGGUUCUUUGUACUUGACAGUCUUGGCAAUUUAUAUUAUUACAGGCUCAAGGGUGGACAGGGUUCCCCAUCAUCUCACCCUCCUGGUGUUGAUAACAAUAGUAGUGUAUUUGGCAGAUUCCGGACAAGGUAUAGGUCGUCAUCCGUUGGAGAGGAGAGUUUAGGUUGUCGUACUGUUGAUCUUCAUACUUCUACAAUAAAACUGGAUGCGGAGGACACAGACCUGAGGCUUUGCUUCAGAAUUAUUUCGCCGUUAAAGUCUUAUACUUUGCAGGCUGAAAGUGAAGCUGAGCGAGUUGACUGGAUGAAUAAAAUCACCGGAGUAAUUGCGUCCCUUUUGAAUUCUCAUCUACAGAAGUUUGAUCCUAGUAAAAAUGACACUGAUGGUAGCAUUAAAACCUAUGCUGCUGCUUUAAAUGUUCAAGGGGCGGUUAAUGAUGAAAAUGCACUAGCUACUGUAAGAGCCAAUCAGGCCGAUUCAGUUUCUAAGAUUCUCAGAGAAGUUCCUGGAAAUGACAAGUGUGCUGACUGUGGUGCUUCAGAACCUGAUUGGGCAUCUCUAAAUCUUGGCAUCUUAAUUUGCAUAGAAUGCUCGGGAAUUCAUCGGAACCUUGGUGUUCAUAUCUCAAAGGUAAGGUCCAUAACAUUAGAUGUCAGGGUUUGGGAGCCUACCAUCUUGGAUCUAUUCCGCACAUUGGGUAAUUCUUAUUGUAACUCGGUGUGGGAGGAGCUGCUUCUACUUCCAAGUGAUGGAUUAACAAAUGAUGAUGCUAUUCACUCUGCUUCCAAGCCAAGCCCCAAAGAUGCCUUUCAUGCAAAGGAGAAGUACAUUUUGGCAAAGUAUGUUGAAAAGCAGGUUUUGAAUAAAGAAGCUUUUGGACCUUACAACAAUCGUGCCACCCUCAUUUGGGAAGCAGUUAGGAGUAAUAACGUGAAGGACGUCUAUCGAAUUAUUGUAGUGUCAGAUGUGAAUAUUAUCAACACUACCUAUGAUGAGUUCGAGGGCGCUACAAUGUACCAUGAAAUUUUUGAAAAUGAUGCAAAACUAGGCUUUCAGGAUUCCGAAAAGAAACAUCAAAACCCAGCAGCCUGCCAGGAAAUCAAGCUUUGCCUUCAAGGCUGUUCUUUGUUACAUCUAGCAUGCAAAGGGGAAACUCCAGUGAUGCUUGAACUUCUGCUGCAAUUUGGUGCAGAUAUAAAUAGACGUGAUUUUCAUGGAAGGACUCCUCUACAACAUUGCAUCAGCAAUGGGAGACACAACUUAGCUAAAUUUUUGCUUAGAAGAGGUGCUCGUGCAUCAAUCAAGGAUUAUGGUGGACUCAGUACACUGGAUAGGGCCAUGGAUAUGGGUGCAAUCAAAGAUGAAGAGUUAUUUGUGCUGCUUACCAAGAGUGAGUGAAAUGGGAAGGUGUUUUUAAUCGGUAGCUCUCAAGCUUCCAACUUCUGCAUUUUGUAAAGCAUGUUGUUCUAUAAGUGCUUACCGUUUUUCUCCUUUAACACAUUAAAAUUCAAUUCGUCUCUCCCCAACUCCUCUCUCCGGUUUUCAUUGUUGAUGUUUGGUGAAUCAGUGCACAGUUUUAUAAUCCCUUUUGACACUCUUAAUGUUGAAAUAACCAUUGUAGAUGUUGGAGUAAAUUUGUAAAAGUUUUGAUGAUCAGGGGUAGUAAAUCUGCAUACUCUGAUCCAUUAACAAAGUUAUUGGACUUGUUCCCCGGCUUGAUUGACUUA
Lycium barbarum (goji berry) is the source of this 2867-nucleotide messenger RNA. Its product is annotated as ADP-ribosylation factor GTPase-activating protein AGD4-like. Gene Ontology annotation, molecular function: GTPase activator activity; protein binding. The record is from RefSeq and is a predicted model, not a curated record. The transcript has 19 exons. NCBI's taxonomy places the organism in Eukaryota, Viridiplantae, Streptophyta, Magnoliopsida, Solanales, Solanaceae. Gene Ontology annotation, cellular component: cytoplasm. Bases 196 to 2538 code for a protein of 780 amino acids.